AUGGCUGCUAUUUUUGGUAUCCUUACAUUCGAGAUAUUACUAUUCUUCGAUGAAGUUUUACUCGCGAUCAGCGGCACAUCGAAUGAUGGGGUAAUGAUUAUAUUUCUCAAACGGAUAUUUCUUGCCAUUCUCAUCGGAUUAAGAUACUAUCCACUACUGCUUGCACUACGUCUCCAACAAACCGUCGCUCAAUUAAUGGCUUUUAUCUAUGUGAUUGGCAUCAUAGCACACACAAUCUAUCGCGAAAGCUUUUGUCUUGAUUUUUUACCACAUUCUGCGGAUAUUUCAACGCAAGAGGAAGUUCAGCUUCGUCUUCAAAUCGGUACUUGGUUUAUUGUUUACGGAUUAGUUGCUCAUUUGCCACAUUUUAUCUUACUUUCAUAUAGUGCUGCAGAAUUUGGGAUGCGUUUUGUCUUUACUUGUCGUGGUAUAUAUCCAAAAGACUACGAAAUCAACGACAAGUUCUUUCGUAAGGAAAUCAUCUUUAGUGUUUUUGUAACUACAGCGACCUACAUUGGUCAACUGCUUCUUGGAAUGAAAAGUUUUCGGGAACAUAUUUUAGCGUUUCACAAAGAAAAGGAAGAAAUUGUAAACAAAAUAGAAGAGAUUGUAAAAGAAAACGAAACGAUUUCGCGAGCAACUCAAUAUCCUGGUUAUCUUAUUCGAUAUACAGUUGGAGGUUUUGUCAUUACUUUUCAUUUGGUGAUAUUCGUUGCUGUCUUACCCCGUUUGUUUUGGUUUCAUUCAUCUUCAUUCAAAUGGAUAUUACAAUUGAUUUUACCUAUAUUGAUUCUACAUGCAUUGCAGAAGCUAAUGGCAAAAUCCAGUACACGAUUGAUUGACGUUGCUCAUGAUAAGAGAAGCGAUUACAAAAAGCUUUUCGUCAAUAUUGUACAAUAUUUUGUUUUAGUUGCUAAUUGCUUUAUUGGUAUCAUGUCUUCAGUUAUUCGUGUGAUCAUGGGAUCAGUAGCCAACAUUAUAUUCAUAAAUCGUGUCGAUUUAUGCCUUUUUCGGGAUCCGUUGGAGAGAAUGGAUCGUGCGUACGUGGCGUACUUGCACUUUGUGCAUGAAGAAUAUUAUACAAAAUAUAAACAUUCGGAUAUACAAGUUGAACCCACUAACGAAGAGGAACUAGCCAACGAGCAAUCUUCAGAACCCUUUCAAUCAGAGCCAGACCAAACUGAGCAACCCUCUAACGAAGAACCUGCACCACAUGUACAGGAAGCAUUCGAAGUGUCCAGUACAUUAUCUGACGAAAUUAGUGCUUCCAUUUUGCCGAUCUUCAUUGAGAGGUCUGCAUUGAGUGCAAGUGGUAACAGCCGUGACGUCAAUGAGAGACAACUGCUUCUCCUUCAACGUUGGAAUGAAAUUAAGAACGAACGCGAGGAAAAGAAGCUAACUUCAGUUACGGCGGAGAGUCAACUCGGUAGAAUUGAAUGUAAACGAAUUCCAAUACAUGGAGAUGGUAACUGCUUUUUUCGUGCAAUUUCUGCUCAAUUGAAUAUCCGUCAUAAUCAUCCGAAUAUUCGCUCCGAAGCGGUGAGAUAUCUCAACAGCAGGAGAGACCACUUCGCAGAUUUUAUUGUUGGGAUUAUCGCUCCGACGGUAGACAUUUAUAUUAAAGAAAUGACACACGAUGGAGUUUAUGCUGAUCAUCCGAUAAUUUUUGCUACAGCUACUGUCUUGGGUCAAAAUAUAGUUAUUCAUGAAAUAGGCAAACGACCUCUGCUAAUUCCCGGUUCGGAUAAUAUCAACAAUCAACUACAUGUUUGGUAUAAUGGUAUCCAUUACGAUAGCAUCGUCACUUCUGAGGGUCAUGUACCAAAUAUACCUCGAGAAAACCUUUUAACCUCAUGA
This is a messenger RNA of Adineta ricciae, 1857 nucleotides long. Lineage: Eukaryota; Metazoa; Rotifera; Eurotatoria; Adinetida; Adinetidae. The record is from the annotation of a GenBank genome assembly.